UGACCAAAGUGUUUGAUUUAAAGGAUUCCUAUGUAAGUUGUUAGUAUUGCUAUUAGCAGGUGCUGAAGUGUUUGAAGGACCAAGAUGCUACCACUUCACCAACCUCUGAGGAGUUCAGUUCCACACUUGGACAGUGAAGACAUGACAGCAAUGGCAGAGCUUCCUUUUGUCAAAGCUGAUGUCAGAGAGAUAUUUGAAAUUCCUUUAAAAAAUGACUUCAAGCCCCAAAGAAAGAGGAGGAGGAUCUUGGAGAAUCCUCGACUUGGGAGAAGAAAGCUUUGCUGUCAUAGGAUGAAGGUGGUAAAACAGGAGCUGUGCAGGAGUAGGCAUCAAGAGAUGGUCCACGAGCAGGUUCAGGUGGAUGAAAGUCCAGAGGGAGCUCAGCAACUCGGCUCACCAGUACAGCUGGGGCAAGGAGGAGAACAUCUCUCAGCGGCGCAGCAGCUGCCCCCUGGUCAGCAGCCCCGGGCAGGGGACAAUGUCCGCGUGCAGCUGCAGAGGCAGACAGCACGAGGAGGCAUAGCCCCAAACAUGGGACCACAACAAACGGACGAGAGGUGGGAGUCCCCGGAGGUGACCGUGCAGGUGCGGCCUCAGAAGCUGAGCCAGGGAUGGGAGUCCCCAGAGGUGACCGUGCAGGUGUGGCCUCAGAAGCCAAGCCCAAGAUGGGAGGCCCCGUCAGUGACCGUGCAGGUGCAGUUACAGCAGCGGGGCCAAGGGCCAGCUCUCCCGCAAGUAACCGUACAGGUACAGCCGCAGGAGCGGGUACAAGGUAUGGCUGGCAUCAAGGUCACCGUGCAGCUGCAGUUGGGCCGUGACCCAGAAGAGGUAACCUGCCUCCAGGACCAAGGUGAGGAAGUGUUAGGGAAUGGAGAGCAGCUGACCCCAAAACAAAAUCAGGGAGAGCCGAUGGCAAGAACUGAAGGUGAGAGAGAACUGGCUGCGGUGGAGCUGGUGCCGCAGUGGGCUCCGAGCCAAAAGCAGGAUGAAGGAGAGGUGACAAAACCCCAGCAGGACCAGAGCCAAGAAGAGGAAAGAGCGCAAGUGGUGGAGCUACAGGAGAUGCAGGUUGGAGAUGAAGCAGACCUGGAUGAGAUAGUGACAGAGGAGCAGCUGCAGGACCAGAGCCAAGAGCAGGAACAGCUAAAAGCAGACCUGCCCCCACAAAAGGAAAGUCGAAGAGCUACAGAGGUGAGGCAGGAGCAAGGUGAUGUUCAAGAAGGGCCUAAGGGGAUGGUGGAAGACCAGAAGGAAGACCUGGGGCAAGAAGUAUCUAAGAAACGUCCACAAGAGACUCCAAAUUAUUUUGUCGCUAUUCCAAUAACAGAUGAUCAGAUUUUGGACAGAAUUGAAGAUGUCCAGGAGCUCAUAUUCACUAAAGAACCUGACCUGUUGAGAGCUCUUCUUCCUGUUCAAACUAUGCACCUUACUAUAAUAGUAGCUCACCUGGGAACAGAAGAAGAAGUAAAAAAGGCUGUUCUGGCACUGAAGCAAAGCAAGACUAAAGUGGAAGCCAUCUUGCAGGGUAAAGACCUUAAUAUGACGUUUCAUGGGAUUGGACAGUUUAACAAUCAGGUGAUAUAUGUGAAAAUGUCAGAGGAAGACCAGAAAAUGCUGAGCAGAAUUGCAGAAGCUGUGGAAGAAUGCUUUAUUGAAAUGAAUCUCGAUAUUUCAGGGAGCAAGGAUUUCAAACCACAUCUUACUUUCCUAAAGCUCUCCAAAGCACCAAGGUUGAAAAGAAGGGGCUUCAGAAAAAUUUGUUCGGAUCUGUAUAAAGAAUAUGAAGACAGUUACUUUGGCACAGAGGUCUUCAGUCAAAUUGAUCUCUGCGCUAUGCGUAAGAAGAAGCAAGGAAUCUGGUUACUAUUAUUGCGAGUGUUCAAUUAAUGUGGGCUCCAGCAGUACGAAAGAGAGUAAAGAGCAAGAAAUGCAGACAGAAGAUGUGGGAGAAACAACCAGUGAAGACCUUCCAAAUAGUGCUGCAAAGGCUGAAAUAGGAGCAACUGCUGCAAGCUGUAAGCUUGCCUCGUGUUUAGUGGUAGCUGAUGAUAAACCAUCUGAAAAUAUUGCUGAGGCUUCAAUUGCAAGUAAAGAAAAAGAAAUCAAUGAGGUGAAGGGACAGCCUGAAGCUACAGAUGGGACUUUUCUUGCAGCUGGAGAGAUCUGCUCAAAGUCAGUACUUGGUCUGUUGCCAGCAUGUUCAGAUGUAUUGAAAAGCGUAGAAAAGGAACAAGAAAAAGCAAAGAUAACAGAUGGUAGCUUGCAGAAAACUGAAGCAAGGGAAUAUGCACCUGAUCAGCCAACAAGUUCAGGAUAAAGCUGUUGCAGUCCUUGGUGAACUGAACCCGUGCUUGGUGAUGGUGAAGGCAGGCAACCACAGUGGUGCUGAGAUGGGGGCUGGGGAUGGUGAAUUCAUUUUUGGCAGAGAACAGUCUUUUUAGGAGACUGACAAAGCAAAGUAGAACAAAAUCUAUGAGGGAAACAUCACUGAAUAUUGUAAUGGUGAAAUGCCUAGGUCUAAACAAGAACCUACACUACAGGUGCGUGUGAGCAUGUGUAGUAUAAAGACAAAUGAGCUCUGGUUUACAGGAUCAGGCCCUUCAGAAGUCAUGCAUUGAUACCAAAGUUGUUGCCAGAUGCCUCUGGUGCCCAAAUGUACACUUCUACCUUCGUUGCAUUUCUUCCUACCCUGCUUCCCCCCCUGCUCUGGGCCUGCAGCCCUGACUUUGCUCCUUCCUUUGCCUUCCUGCCUUCUCCUCUCUGAGUACUGCCUAAAGACACUUCUUGCCUAAUGCCUACAGCUGCUCUGACUUAAGACUCCAAACCAUGAUUGCAACACAAUCAUUCACUGCAUGUCUGUAAAUGGUAGAUGAUUUUAGUUGUCAACACAGUUCUGUGAAAUAUGUGCUUUCCUUUGACUAGUAGCUACUUAAUGAGAAAAUUAUUUUUCCUGACUUAUGGAAGUAGUAUUUUUGGAAUAAAAUGAGGUAUAACACUAAAUAAUUUUCUUUAGAGAAAGAGAAGAGAGGAAGAAGAAUCCAUAAUGAAUGUUUUUGUAAAAUGCCUUGAGGAGGAAAACGAGGCACACCAGCCUUUUUCUAAACCAAUGUUAUGUUGUAGUCUCACAUGUAUGCAUGAGUUAGUAAAGAACAGGAUAAACCAGAACCGUGUUUAUUUCUGGUAAGAAGAGACUACAGCUUUUGAACCAUCGCUGGGGCUGAAGUUUCCUUGCUUCGCACGCUGCUCGCUGAAGCCAGGGAGAGGAGCUGUGCCUCCCAGCCAAGCCUGCCCUACCUGCGGGAUGGGGAAAGGAUUUUCUCCGCGGAGCCUCACGGCAGAGUGAAACCAGUAGAUGGCACUACUGGAAAAACAGCUGCGACUGGAAAGGGAACCGGCUGCCUCCAGGUCUUCCAACACUCGCAGCAGGCUUAGGCAUCUAUAAAAGGGGCAAAAAAGGCGGAGGAAAGCAAUCGGGCGCUUGGAAAAUGUCUUACUUCCCUUUUCUGCUCUAAUUGCUCCUUGAAAAGCGAUAUUUAGUUUUUUAGAAGCUCCAUCUUUCCUUGAAAAAAAUGUGUGCAUUUCAAAAAAGCAUGUCAUCAGGUAGCUUUUUCCCCCCCAAAAGUAGUAGCAUUAAGCAUAUGGUGGUUUGCUUCCCUACAUGGUGUGUGGGAAUACACCUUUGGGCAGAGAGGCUAGGAUGCAUUCUGCUAAAUUAACAUCAGGCUGUUUUAAACCUGUUCAGCUUGUUACCAGACUUAAAAAAAAAAAAAAACAAACCCCAACCAACCUGUAUUUGUGCCCUUUUCACAGGGAGGGCGGAAAACAAAACCCACCAGACGGCCACUGUGCAGGAGGAAAGGGAAGGCUCUGCAUUUAAUGAGCCUGCU
Gymnogyps californianus (California condor) is the source of this 3887-nucleotide messenger RNA. Its product is annotated as bromodomain-containing protein DDB_G0280777-like. Bases 85 to 1887 code for a protein of 600 amino acids. Gene Ontology annotation, cellular component: cytosol. Lineage: Eukaryota; Metazoa; Chordata; Aves; Accipitriformes; Cathartidae. Gene Ontology annotation, molecular function: protein kinase A regulatory subunit binding. The record is from RefSeq and is a predicted model, not a curated record. The transcript is spliced from 8 exons.